AUGGCAGAGGAGCUGGGACUGGGCUUCGGGGAAGCAGUCCCAGAAAUGCUGCCGGAAGGUUUCAGGCACAGGCCAGAGGCCAGGUCCAGGCUAGCUGCCAGGAGCAAAGCCUGUUUGGCUCUCACCUGCUGCCUGUUGUCAUUUCCCAUCCUCGCAGGACUUAGCACCCUUCUGAUGUCUGGCCAGCUCCGGGUCCCCGGAAAAGACUGUAUGUUUCCGCCUAUAACAGAACCAAGGUCUGAACCUUCAGUACAACCAGUUUACACACCUUCUAGAGACAAACCGAGAGCACACCUGACAAUUCGGAAACAAACUCCAGCACCACAUCUGAAAAAUCAGCUCUCCGCUCUGCUCUGGGAGCAUGCCCUAGGGCUGGCCUUCACCAAGAACAGGAUGAACUACACCAACAAAUAUCUGGUGAUCCCAGAGUCAGGAGACUAUUUCAUCUACUCCCAGAUCACAUUCCGAGGGACCACAUCUGAGUGUGGUGACAUCAGCCGGGGGAGACGACCAAACAAGCCAGACUCCAUCACUGUGAUUAUCAGCAAGGAAGCAGACAGCUACCCUGAGCCUGCCCACCUCCUCACAGGGACCAAGUCUGUGUGUGAAAUAAGCAGCAACUGGUUUCAGCACCUUUACCUUGGAGCCAUGUUCUCCUUGGAAGAAGGAGACAGGCUGAUGGUGAAUGUCAGUGACAUCUCCAUGGUGGAUUACACAAGAGAAGAUAAAACUUUCUUUGGAGCCUUCUUGCUAUGA
Arvicanthis niloticus (Nile rat) is the source of this 756-nucleotide messenger RNA. RefSeq names its product TNF superfamily member 15 (gene Tnfsf15). Gene Ontology annotation, biological process: immune response. The record is from RefSeq and is a predicted model, not a curated record. Gene Ontology annotation, cellular component: membrane. Gene Ontology annotation, molecular function: tumor necrosis factor receptor binding. Lineage: Eukaryota; Metazoa; Chordata; Mammalia; Rodentia; Muridae.